Messenger RNA from Pseudogymnoascus verrucosus, 1008 nucleotides. RefSeq lists its product as uncharacterized. The coding region runs from base 1 to 1008 and encodes 335 amino acids. NCBI's taxonomy places the organism in Eukaryota, Fungi, Ascomycota, Leotiomycetes, Thelebolales, Thelebolaceae. The transcript is spliced from 2 exons. The record is from RefSeq and is a predicted model, not a curated record.
AUGGGUUAUAAGAUUGAGAAACGCAGACGUCGCUCCAGCUCCCCAGAACACGUAGACCCCAAACAAAGCACCACUUCACGGAAGCGCACCCGCCAUGGACACAACACUCGAAACACCCGAAGCCAAAGUCCAAACCAAGCAGACUCGCCCCAUCCCAGAAGCGAAUAUACCCCCGCACCCCCAAGCAACCUCCCCGAAGUUGCCCAGGCGUCUCUCAUCGUCAAAGAUGAAACAGAAUCUCUCGUCCUAGACGCGUUCCCCAAUCUCGACAUCAGCUCCCCCGUCCCCUCCCCGAUGUCCGUCGACGUCGACUCCACCAACCCCAUCGAAAGUUCCGACCCUGACUCCCCCAUGCCCGCCAAUGCCACAGAAUCCGAAUCCACCAUGAAACUAGGCUCCGACGUCGAACUCGCCGCCUUCCAGUCCCCCGAAGUCCUCUGCGUCGGCUAUAGCACUCUCCCGCUUGCCGGCAUCGUCGAGCUCCUCACACCAAUGGACGUUUCCCACAUCGUCGACAUUCGCUCCAAACCAGUCUCAAAUGUUAACCCGGAGUUUGACAUUGUGAAACUGAAGUCCAGCAGGUAUCUCAUGGAGAACAACAUUGAGUAUCUCUGGCUCGGGCUGUCGCUCGGGGGACGAAGGGAUAAUAUGGAAAAGGACAAUAUGGCAGCCGUGAUAAGACACAAGGAGAUGCUCGUGCCGGACUUGAAGAACUACGCUGCGUAUAUGACUACCCGGGAAUUCAAAGCGGGAUUGACCCAGUUAAAGGAUCUGGCGAUAGAGCAGGCGAAGAUAGGGAAGAGGGUCGUGAUUAUGUGCGAUGAGGCCGUGCACUGGCGGUGUCAUCGACGCAUGAUUGCAGAUAGACUUGUGGCGGAUAACUGGACCGUGAAGCAUAUGGGGUUGAAGGUGAAAGAGUGCGUGGAUCAUGUCAUGUGGAAUAUUUCGAGGAAGGCUCCGGAUGGGGAGGUGGUGUAUGAUAAGCCGCGGCCGCAGCUUGAAAACUGA